This is a messenger RNA of Sclerotinia borealis F-4128, 3654 nucleotides long. The record is from the annotation of a GenBank genome assembly. Lineage: Eukaryota; Fungi; Ascomycota; Leotiomycetes; Helotiales; Sclerotiniaceae.
AUGUCCAAUAUAGACCCAACACCUUCCAUACCGGUGGUCUUCCCAUCGGUUGAAGAGUUCAAUGUCGAACGGGUGUUUCCUAUUCGAAAUCUUAUCCACGGAGGAGAUGUCGAUACUGGAAUUAGCACGCAGAACAUCGACGAUGCACCUUCAUACGCUCCAAGCAGUCGAGAUUCUAUUUCGGUCCAAGAACUUCAAGAUAGGGAAGACAAUGUGACUGAACGCCAUGCCGAUGGCCGAAGCGAAACGACUUUUUUUCCUCCGCCUUACCCCUCUAUACCUCCUCAUGAUAGAAUUCGCAGACUACCUCAAAUUUCGACAGAAGACCACACAUCGGGAAAUGGCAGUAGCAAACAGUCAUCUGAAUAUGAAGACAAUAGGAGGAUAUCACAACGCUCACAAUUGGUCCCUUCAAAAUAUGGCCCUCCAGGUAUUGCACCGGGCAAACCUGCGGGUACUGCGGAGCAGACAUUCUACAGGUGUGAAGAUGAACCUAUACACAUUCCAGGAGCAAUCCAACAAUAUGGGGCAUUAAUCGCCUUAAAAUACAAUGAUCAAGGAGAUCUUGUCCCUCGGGUUGCCAGCGAGAAUACAUUUAAAAUAUUGAAAUACUCCCCUGAACAAUUAUUCACUCUGACAUCUUUUCUUGACGUUCUUGGCGUGGACGUUCGCGAAGAUUUCAUCGCACGGGUAUCCCAUGCUCUUCGAGAUGCCAGCAAAAACCCGUCUUCUGAUACGAAAUUGGAAAUCUUCUCCAUGUCAGUUGUUGCACAUACGGGGUUGGUAAACCUCUGGUGCGCGAUUCAUAUAUCCAAAGGCACUGAUGAUUUAAUCAUCUGCGAAUUCGAAGACUUUUCUGACAACAUGUUUUAUUCUGAUGGACUUCACACUGCGACAGAUUUACCAAGAACGCCAACGCGAACGAUUGACGAUGAUAUAGUACUUGAAGAGCGGCUUAAAAGUAUCUCUAGUGGAAGUCAACCGCUACGUGUCCUACAAAUUGCUAAAAGGAAAGGUAGACACGCUAUUGGUUCCCUGGAAAUGUUCAAUGCUAUGGCACAAGCACAGGAACAACUUGCCGCAUGUACUUCCGUUCAGAACCUUCAAGAUGUCGUGGUGGGCCUCAUAUUUGACUUGACGGGCUUUCACCGAGUCAUGUUCUACCGUUUUGAUUCUACCAAAAAUGGAUGCGUAGAGGCUGAGUUAGUCAAUCCCAAAGCUAGUGAUGAUAUCUUUAGAGGAUUGCAUUUUCCAGCUUCCGAUAUUCCUAAACAAGCCCGCGAUUUAUACAAAAUUAACAAGAUUCGAAUACUAUAUGAUCGGGAUGAAGAAACUGCACGGCUGGUCUGUCGUGACCAGUCCGAUUUCGAAAAGCCCCUAGAUUUGACACAUGCUUAUUUACGCGCCAUGUCUCCACUUCAUCUAAAGUAUCUUUCGAAUAUGGGAGUACGUUCAACGAUGUCAGUUUCUAUUGUAAUUGAUGGCGAUCUCUGGGGAUUGGUGGCAUGCCAUGGAUAUGGUAAUAGCGGUAUUCGUGUAACUCUACCAAUGCGUGAACUAGCCAGAAGUAUUGGAGAGUGUGCUUCAACAAAUAUUAAACGGUUGUUGAUGCAGCAACGAAUUGAAGCUCGUAAAGCACCACGUCACAGCCCAGGAAAGACGCCAUCUGGUUUUAUUGCGGCUUCAUCCGAAGAUUUGUUGCGCGUCUUUAAUGCAGACUUUGGUCUUCUCAACAUUCAAGAUGAAGCACGAGCUAUUGGAAAACUUCGCCCCUAUCGCGAGGCCUUGGCGAUUCUUGCGCACUUACAGUCUCGUCACUUCACGGAAACCUUUGCUACGCACAAUAUAUUGAAAGACUUGCCAAAACUGAAAGACCCACCAGGAAUCGAUUCAAUAGCCGGUAUCCUCGUCAUACCUCUCAGCACGGGCGGGAAUGACUUCUUGGUUUUCUUCAGGAAAGGUCAACUGCGUGAAGUCAAGUGGGCGGGUAAUCCGUAUGAGAAAAUCAAGAGGACUGGAAGUCAGUAUCUAGAACCAAGAAGCAGUUUCGGGCGCUGGACAGAGACUAUUAAAGGCACUUCUAAAACAUGGACCACGGAUGACUUCGAGACCGCAUCUGUGCUGAGUCUUCUGUACGGAAGGUUUAUCGAAAUUUGGCGACAGAAGGAAUCAACAGGACACGAUCGAAUGACUCGUCUCCUAUUGAGAAAUACCAGUCAUGAAGUCCGCACACCACUAAAUGCUGUUGUCAACUAUCUUGAAAUGGCACUUGAAGACGAGAUGGGAAUUCAAACUCGUGAGUUGUUGGAAAAAGCUCACAAGGCUUCAAAAUCGUUGAUCUAUGUCAUCGAUGACCUCCUGAAACUCACCAAAGCCGAAACCGGUCCGGUCAAUUCAAUUAAAGAUACAUUCGACCUCUCAGCUACAGUGUCUGAAGUUAUGUCAGCUUUCCGAACAGAAGCAAUCCGGAAGAGCCUAGAUUUGACCGUCACCAUACAUCAAGGCAUCCCAGAAAUGGUCAUGGGCGAUGCUGCUCGAUUGCGACAGGUUAUAUCUAAUCUCACAAGUAACGCGUUCCAAAACUCCGUGGCUGGCGGUGUCAAAAUCGACAUUCGACCUCUACAGAUAUGGCCGACGAGUACUGUCAUUUCUAUCACUGUUCAAGAUGUAGGUCAUGGAAUGUCGGAAUCACAACUUGAUGAAUUAUUCCAAGAAUUUGAGCAAAUACUGGACGAGACUGAUAACCCUACUCCUACAAAGGCAUCACAAUCAUCGACUGACGUGCGAGAGACUCUCGACCUUGGCCUUGCUGUUGUAGCUCGAUAUGUUCGCAACUCUAAUGGCCAAAUUCGAGUACACAGCGAGGUAGGAAAAGGGACAAUAUUUGGCAUUGAGUUACCUUUUGAACACGCUCCAGUUGUAUCAGAGAUACGUGAACCAUCGAUCAUUAACAAUGCUAAACUCAUGCGUUCACUUUCCGAGACUGGGAGUUUCUAUGGUGGGAGCGAUAGGAUAACUUCUAGUUCUUCGCUAUCCGCUCUUGGGGGUACUCCACUAGCCACCCCCAUCGAAGGAAGUUCAUCUAUUUCGACAUCGCUCUUUGAUCUCGCAGUGCUUCCGAAAGAUGAACCUGUGGGUUCAUCAACUGCAAGAAGGCCAAGUCCUGCUACACUCGAUGCUAUAUCACCAAAGAAGUCACUUUCGAUCUUGAUAGCAGAGGAUAAUCCUAUCAAUGCAAAGCUUCUGCAUAGAAGACUCGUCAAGCUUGCACAUAAAGCUGAAGUUGUGAACGACGGGCAAUCGUGUCAUGAUUACUAUAAGUCUGAAAAUAAUAGGGUUGAUGUAAUCUUGAUGGAUUUACAGAUGCCUCUUGUGGACGGUGCUAUGGCGACGAGAAUGAUACGUCAGUUUGAAAGGGAUCAUCCUGAAUCACAUAAAGCAAGGAAAAGAGUUCCUAUUAUUGCUGCUUCAGCCUCGCUUACUGAGGAGAAUCGAUUUGAUUACAUCGAAGCUGGCUUCGAUGGUUGGAUCUUGAAGCCUAUCAACUUCAGCCGUCUGGACUUUCUCCUACAUGGCUUGAGUAAUCCUAAGCUUAAACAACAGGCACUUUAUAUUCCGGGUAUGUGGGAACAAGGUGGAUGGUUCUUGGCUUGA